UUGGCUUUAAACGUUUAACUGUCAUAGCGUUUUUAACAAUAGUCGGAAAAUGACGAGUGUUUUUAUUAUUCCUGCUAAAAAAAGCGAUUUAGUGGAAAGUGACAAUGAAUUCUGUGUUAGAAGAAAACUUAGGAUUGAGAAUCUAUCAAACGAUUGUAGAGAAUUGACAAGAAAUUUUGGCGAAAGUGACUUAGAAGACUACAUACAGCACUUUCUAGAUGUCUACUACUAUGUCACAAAACACUUGGGCGCUCUGGAUUGGAAAUACAUAACUUUCUAUUCAGAAACCUUGCGAAAGGUUUGGUCUCAGUUGAACACAAAAUUAGAUUUGUAUUUCACUAAGAAAAUGUACAAUGACGUCAAUGUUCUGAACGAGACCAAAAUCGUUUUGUACAUAACAAAUGAGUUUAUUUCAGAGCUAGAUAAAAAGUUUGAUCAGAAAAAACAGAAGCAAAGUAAAGCAAAGAGUAAUGCUGAUGUUUUAUAUAAAAAAUGGUGCGUGAUUAAAGAACAUGUACUGACAUUUUUAUUGAGUGUCUCGAGCAAAAAUCUGCCAACGUUGUAUGACCCACCAGUGCCGGAAGCUCAAUUCACAGAGCUUCUGAGCAACUGCUGCUACGAAAGCUUAAAAGAUCACAACUUUUCAAAAUCAGAAGUAAUCCGUGAAAAGAUAUUUCAGAUUCUCGGCAACCUUCUCAAAAGCUACAAUCAUGCUAGCACCUUUGUCAUAAAAUUCGUUCACAUCAUCAAAAACACAGAUAUAAACUACCAGAACACAUUAAUACAAGGCGUGCUUCAAAUAAAAGACAACUUUGAAAUCAAUUCCAUUGUUAGUAUUCUCACCAAGGAAAUUCUGGUCCUCGUUGAGAAAGAAUCGAGUGGUGACAGCGUCGAUUUGAAGCAGAUGAUGAAUUUUGUGAAUGAUUUGGCGGUGGUGAGGCCCAAGGAAAUGGUGCCUUUGUUGGGGGAUAUUCAGUCGGUUGAGAAUUUCGAUAUUCCCAGUAUUCGAAUAUGUUAUGUUAGUAUAAUUGGAGAGAUUUUGAGACAAGUCUAUAAUGUUGAAGGAUUAAGCCAGGAAGACAAAGAAAUCAGAGAUGGUUUACUUGAGGAUUUAUAUGAUAUGUUGCAUGAUGUUGCUGCUGGCAUUCGGUCAAAGGUUUUGCAAGUUUUUGCAAAAUUAUUAAAAGACUCAGCCCUUCCUUUAUCGUGGCUCCUGAAGAUCAUGGAUCGUUCGGUUGGACGUUUGUGUGACAAAGGCAUAUUGGUUCGAAAGAAUGCAAUUGUUGUUCUGAAAGAAUUCAUCAAAAAUCGACCAUCGGAUGUACCGAUGGACAACGAUGUUUUGCAUCAGAGUUUACAGAAUGCCAUAGAAAAGCUGGCAAGUUUGCGUGAGCAACCGCAUCAGGCGGACUUGGAAAAGAUUAAAGAUGAAUGCAAAACCGCCCUGAUGCCAUUUUUAGAAAAUGCAUUUGCAACAGAUGCAACUAUAAAAUUAUACGACGAGAUGGCAUUUGAAGAAGAGGAAUUCGAUUCAAUCGACGAGCUUAUUUUAAAAGCUUUCACCGAGCAAAAAUAUGAUGAUCUACUGAAAUAUACUAUUUAUGUGGAACGUCAAAUAAAUGAAACGGAUGCAAGGAAAGAUAUGGAAUUAAAAGAUCUACCCCAAUACUUCUUUUGCGUCAUCACAAAACUGGUGCUUCAGAGUAAACCGAAAAACCAAGGCAAUGACGUCGCCCCUAUUUCUGAAGAUUUGAAAAAACAAAUCGACGAGCAAACAAGUAUGAUCGAGAUAUUAAAAAUGACAAUUCAGUUCUCUGAAAUCAUCUCCAAAGCUCUGCCUAUCAUCGAAAAGAUGCUGUUUUCGAAGGCCGCCCAUGACUCCAAUGAGGCGAUAACAUUUUUUGCAUCUUCUAUUGAUCUCGGAAUCAGUUCUGCUUACGAUAGCUUAUUGCAAGUUUUAUAUUUGCUUGUAACACAGAAGGAGAAUAAAGAACAGGUGUAUAAGAUGAUGACCGAGAUAUUUAUGGAUGAUAAGAGCAAUAACACUAGGCUGGAUGCAGCCAAUAUACUGAAAAAGCUCUGCUUCGUCGUCUGUAAAAUGAAGAAAAGCCACAGAGAUCCAAUGUGUCUCUUAUUCAAGUAUUGGAUCAAGGAUGAUAUGAUAAGUCCGAGUCUUAUCCAACUUUGUUGGGAAAUGAUCACUAAGAAAAUUGAAGGCACUUCCGACAAUGAUAUCUAUGCCUGUCUCGUCGUAUUGUCACUUAUAGCAGUUAAUAAGCCGAACGUUGUCUGGACCAAUUUGUCUGUGGUUACGUCUACGCUCCUGGACGAUUUCAGCAAAACCGAUAUACAGUAUGCGAUACACACUCUUCAGAUGCUAAGAAAUAUGUGGACCAGCACAGCUUCUCUAUCGAGAUCGGCUGAUAAAUCUGUAACGAGAAAAUACAACUCUGAGGAAAUCUUUGUCAAGAUUCAUGAUUUAGUGAUUCAUCAUUUCAAUGAUUCGACUACUGGCUCGUUUAGACAACUUGCCAAUGGGGCCGUGGCUGUCGUAUAUGCGGGUGCCGAUCAGCCCCAUUUGCUAAUGGAGAAAUUAGUUUCCGCGAUGCUGCAUGCCGAAAAUAAAGGAACUUUGACUCUGGACGAUAAAAUGAAAUCCUGGAGAGUCAGCAGAAUUUUGCACACAGUCGGACAAGUUGCAAAUAAUCACAUUGCAUUCCUCGAUCUCAACGUCUACAGUGAGUUGGGUAGAAGGAAAGAAAUACAGCAGAACACCAGGCAAAGUACUUCCUCGGAGACACCGAGCGUCAAUUCGAAUCCUAGGGCAUCGAAGUUGCAAUCCGCUUCUAGGAGCAUUAGAAAUAAUCAGAGUUAUAAAUCGCACAUGGACGACGACAACGAAGACAACGAAUACCAAGAGUGCAUCAAUUCCGACGAUUUGGAAGCAAACUUCGUCAACGACAUCAUGGAAAAGGAACUCCUGCAAGAGCCUGCAGCGUUCAGUUACGUUUUACCUUUCGUCAAAGAUAUUCUGGAGCAUAGGAACAAAGGCAUGUCGGCAGAACAUCCAGUUGCUGAUGACUGUUUUGAGACAUUCCAAAUUUCCUGUUGUCAAGACGAAUAUCAUUGUUGGAUUCGCUGA
Molecule: messenger RNA, 3142 nt
Organism: Ctenocephalides felis (cat flea)
Lineage: Eukaryota; Metazoa; Arthropoda; Insecta; Siphonaptera; Pulicidae
Product: condensin complex subunit 1-like
Exons: 15
Coding region: 50-3142 (1030 amino acids)
Biological process (GO): meiotic chromosome condensation; mitotic chromosome condensation
Cellular component (GO): condensed chromosome, centromeric region
Molecular function (GO): histone binding
Source: RefSeq, a predicted model, not a curated record